This is a messenger RNA of Nerophis lumbriciformis (worm pipefish), 1209 nucleotides long. The record is from RefSeq and is a predicted model, not a curated record. NCBI's taxonomy places the organism in Eukaryota, Metazoa, Chordata, Actinopteri, Syngnathiformes, Syngnathidae.
AUGGUGCUCUCUGCCAGCGUAGCAUGUCAUCGCUGGUACCGGCCGGCCGCCCAAACCGCGGCUCAAGCUGUAAACUGCCGCCGCCAUGAACGAAUACUGGGAUCUCUCGCCGCCCCCCCCCUCGACACUCGGGACCACGAUGUGCCACUGCUAGGUCGUCAGCUCGCUGGCCGACGGGUGGCGCUGAUGAUCUGUGGUGGUAUCGCUGCCAUGAAGACGCCGCUGUUGGCCCGGGCGCUGCGCAAACGGGGCGCCGAGGUGACCGCCUUCGUCUCUCGCGAGGCGCUGCGCUACGUCACCGCCGACGCCCUCGAAUGGAGCACCCAUCGGCCCGUGGUCGAGCGUCUCAGCCCGGCCGCCGAGCAUUUGAGCGAUGCCUCGCCCUUCGAUGCCUACUUGCUGCCGCAGGCGACCUACAACACCAUCAACAAGUUGGCUUGCGGCAUUGCCGACGGCGUGCUCACCUCGACCUUGGCCUCGGCGCUGGGGCGCAUGACCCAGGGCCGGGCGGCGGUCCUCGUAGUGCCGACCAUGCACGCUCGAUCAGUUAGGGUGCGGGUGGUACCACCGAGGGCCGGCUACGGCAAGCACAACAUUCCCGACGACGAGGUCUUGGUGGCCGAAGUCUGCCGCGCGGUCAGCCGCUCGCCGCUCCGGGGUCGCAAGAUCCUGGUCACCGGCGGGCCGACGCCGGUGGAGAUCGACGCCGUGCGCCGGUUGACCAACCGCUUUCGCGGCCGGCUCGGUAUUGCCGUCACCGAAGAGCUUUUUCUGCGCGGAGCCGAGCCCCUGCUGGUGCACGGCGACGGUGCCCACCCGGCGCCGCUACAUCUGCCGCAUCAGGUGGUGCGAACUUUCGACGAGUACCGCGAGGCGGUCCAUAACUCGUUGGCCGACGGCGACUACCUGGCUGGCAUCUUCACCGCCGCGGUGGCCGACUACCGGCCCACCGAGGUGCUGCCCGGCAAAACCCCUAGCGGUGGUCGGCUGAAGAUCGACAUGGUGCCGACCCAGAAAGUCAUCGAAGAAGUCCGCCAGCGAUGUCCCAGCCUGCACAUGGUGACCUUCAAGUAUCAGGAAGGUGUUUCCCACGACGAGCUGAUGGCGAUCGGUCGCCAGCGCCUGGAACGCUACGAGUCGCCUGGUUGCUGCGCCGCGACGCCGAGCCCCAGCGAAUCGAAGGCAAACCCGAGAUUGCCGAGGCCCUGA